Messenger RNA from Zerene cesonia (dogface butterfly), 6024 nucleotides. RefSeq names its product calcineurin-binding protein cabin-1-like. Gene Ontology annotation, cellular component: nucleus. Bases 107 to 6001 code for a protein of 1964 amino acids. The record is from RefSeq and is a predicted model, not a curated record. The transcript has 2 exons. Gene Ontology annotation, molecular function: nucleosome binding; protein binding. NCBI's taxonomy places the organism in Eukaryota, Metazoa, Arthropoda, Insecta, Lepidoptera, Pieridae. Gene Ontology annotation, biological process: chromatin organization.
CAGAUUUGUUUUUGUAAAAGAUUUAGCAAUCUUUGCCGGUUGUAUUGAUAUUAAAUUGAGAAUAUCUUUAAUAAGUUUUAAACUGAAAAGAUAAAUAUUAGUGAAAAUGAUAAAAAUAGCGGCAUUGAAUACAGACACGGAAGAAGAUAGCGAUUCAGAAGAGGAGGUUUCAAGAGAAGCUUUGGAGCAGAUAGCAUUGCAGCAAUAUGCUAAGGCAUUAGAAUUACAGAGGAAUGGUAACCUGCCCGAUGCCACGCAGCUCAUCAAAGAUUUAUUGGACACUGAGCUUUUAUACGAAGUCAAGAAACCGGCGCCUGGUGAAAAGAUAACAGGACCAUUGUACAAUUUAAAAUAUGUCUGUUACAAAAAUCUUGCUGGUAUGCUCAGUACUGCAGGUGAAUUAGAAGCAUCAAUGGAGGCUUACACCUCGGCGUCUGAGCUCGACGAUACUGAUGUAACACUCUGGCAUAAGCUCGGCUUAGUGUGUUUGCGUGCGAAACAUUAUGAGCGCGCAUUGCAUGCUUUCGAACGGGGAGUUGAAAUAAAUCCACGACAUUGGCCCUGUAUAGAUAAAAUAGUUACACUUCUCCUUGGUUUAGAUUUUAAAGAACAAUGUGUUGCUGUUAUCUAUGAUGCUCUAGAUCUUGAUCCUGGUUAUAUGAGGGGCAUAGUCUAUCGUCGGCAUAUUUAUACUGUAUAUCGUCAUAUGAAAGAUUACAUGGAAUAUUUACAUCCCAUAUAUAAAUGGGAUGCAAAGGAUGAUGAGCCUAUUGAUGAAGAUAUUGCUCAAAAACUGUUAAAAGAAGCUGAUGAAAUACAUGAAACUUUUAUAGAGCAACAAAGAGAAACAAAAUUUACAUAUAAAAUGCCCAAUCUCACAUUGCAAAAGCCUAUAACAAACUUAACAUGGGAAUCAGUUGGGGAAUCCUUAGUUCACAUGCACCGCUACAUAACAGAAAAUGAGAUGAGUCAUGCAGCUUUUAUUCAAUUGGUGUAUGAAAAAGAAGUGAAAGAGGAAAAGAUGGAAGUAUGUGAAGAAGCACAGGAGAGUGAUAGCACCAAAAUACCAGAUAGUAAGCAAGAUGAAAAUGCCACAGACACAGAUAAAAAUACAGACAUUGUUACAUCUGAAAACGAAAACAAUGAUAUGUCCGACAAAGAAAAACCAGUCACUGACAAUGAAAAAGUGGAGAGUGACAUUGAAAUAAUAAAUGUCGAACAAUCCACUGAGAAUACAGCUGAACAGAAAGCGCAGAAAAAGACACCUGUUAGGAGACGAGGUAGUGCACUUAGCUUUCUAGAACAAUGGGUGUGGUGCAACAAACGCAGAUCUGGUCGUAAAAAAACAAAACAAGAUACAAUUUAUGAUAUACUGCGCAGAAUGGUUCCUGAAUCUCUAGUACCAGAAUUGAUUAAGAAAAAAGAUAAUGAGACUAGGGAAACAUCCCCCACUGACCUAAAACAGUUGUUUGAAGAAAAAGAUAAAGAUAAAUCUUUUGAAAAUGACGAAUAUUUUAAUACUGAAGCUGAACAGAAAGAUGUAAAUACAUUUAUAAAUAAGUACAUGGAUGAAAGAAGAGAUAUCAUUGACAUGUUAAAAGAUUACUUAAAGAUCCUCUCUCAGAAAUGGAAAUUACUAUGUCUGCUCCAUUAUACUACUGUUAAUUUAUUAGUUGAAGAAUUUUGUAUAAAUAAAAAAUUAAACACUAAAUCGGAAGAAGCAAUAUCACAUUGUUUAAGUGUUAUAAACUACAUUGAAAUUAUACUCACUUUCAAACCUCAAAUAUUUGAAAGUGUUGAUUGUCUAGAAGUAGUACUACGUCAGUUGUGGAUAAAAUUACACAUCUACAUUCUAAAUAAAGAGGAUGAUUUUGCAUUAGACUGUUUGUACCAGUUAUUUGAUCAAUUUGAAGCUAUGGGAGAACACAAAUGUUCCUACCGUUUGGAAAUUGUAAACUUCAGUUUUAAACCAAUCAUUAAUGAGAAUGAAGUGGUAGAGUAUAUUAAAUUCUUAGAACGGAACAAAAAAUUGUCAACUGUUCAUGACUUGUACAGUCGGAAAUGCUAUGAUGAAGUGCUGGCAAUAAUCAUUGAUUCAUUUGAGCACUGUAAGGUAAUUGCUAAAGAACAGGAGGAAGAAAUGUCUUUAGACUUUGCAGUCCAAUUAACCCUCAUCUUGGAAACCUACUGGGCUCUGAACAAAGUGGAUGAUUGUUUCCGUUGGUCAUUUAUAUGUUUACAUGAAGCCUUGAAACAUUAUUUUCGGUAUACAUCAGGUACAACAGAUUAUGAAAAAUGGACUCUCACUAUUGUUAAAAUUCUUACUUGUAUGGAACAUAUACUUGAAACAGAAGGCUAUUAUUGUUUAUCUGCUGUAUCUCAAAAGGAGUUGAGCCAAGGACUUGAAGAUCUAAUAAGAAUUAUAGGUCAUCAAAUGGAAACAAAUACAUCUGAAAUGCCAUUUGAUACAACUUCUCCUUGGAUUAUAAUGCACUAUAUUUUACAAAGAGAAGAAGACCAAGGUCGAGGAAGAAUAACUACUGACAAAGAAAAAGAUCUGGAAGAGGAUAUUUCCGAUCCUUUGAUGUUAUUAUUCAUUGCUCACGAACAGUUGGGAAGUAGAGGCUGGUGCAUUCAAUCUGAUGGUAAACUCUUACAUUUUAUUUUGGACACAAUUGUCCCACUUCUGCGUACACCCGCUAUAUCUAAAUGCUUAGAACAAGUCAGACAAUACUUAGAGCAGUGUGUUUAUUGUCUCUAUGGGCACCCUGAACGGAAGCAAAAAUUAAAAUAUAUAGCGGAUCACAAUGCUACUGCACAAACAUUAAAUUGGGCUAAAGCACAACAAAUAUAUGAAAUUUAUAGACCAUUACAAUUACCUGCUUUAGAAGGAAAAUUGUCAGGUAUAUCUGCUGAUACAGAAUUGUUGUUCCAUCGCAUUUUAGGUCUAUUGCCUCCAGAAUGUGAUCCACAGAAAUAUAUACCACAGUUAGAGAAAUAUGUGAAAGGUAUUGAGAGCAAACUACCAGUGUUUCCUCCACUUUUACCUUUUAAAAUGAAAGAUAUUUAUUUUCUACUUGGUGAUUACUAUUUCAAAAAAGAAGAACGCGAUAUGUCCAUUAAAUAUAACAUGUUGGAUAUAAUAAUUAAUAGAGAUAGAUUUAUAUCGUGGGCACAAAUUUCGUUGGCAAAAGCUUUAAAUUUAGUAAGAAUUUUAAAUUCUUGUCAGAACCUAAAUAACGAAAGGGAAUUCCUAACGCCUGCUAAAUCAACUUUACGAUGUUAUCAAAGAUCAUUGGAAAUUGAGCCGGAUAGUAAUAUAUUAAUUGAAUAUGGUAACUUUGCUUAUGCGGUGCAUUCAUUUUGCUCGCGACUUUUAAAACAAGCGAGUGAAUUGUUAAGUAUGGAAGAUUUUGAAGCACUUGAGAAGCAAAAAGAAGAUUUACUAGAUACUACUCAAAAAUGCUUUACAACUGUUCUUUACGACAAUACUAUUGAAAAGGCUAAUGACGAAUACUGGUUAUUUUAUUACAUGUUAGGUAAAGUAGCAGAAAAACGAAAUAAGCCCCCGUCAGUUUAUUUGGAUUAUUAUAUGAAAGGUGUUAAAAGUUUACAAGAAACUGGUGCUAUAUAUCCUUCAAAAAUAAACUACAGUUCAUCAACAAAUUUCUGUUUAGAAGUACUAGAAUUGCAUUAUAGAAUACACGCCUCUAUUCUUAAAUACAUUGAGCAACACGAAAACAAACCUAUACCAGCAGCUGUUGGAAAAGUGUUCUUAAAUUGUAUUGAGCAAUGGCAACAAGGUCCUUUUACAAGAAGAUCGAAAAAAGAAAAUGCUGAAGGAGAGAAUGAAAAGUCCGAGGAACCCUCAAUACAAGCGGCGAAUAUCUUAAAACGUUCAAUUAGCGACGCAGGAGAAGAAGACAAUCAAGAAGGAAAAAGACUCAAAUUAGAAGUUGCUGCUGCCAAGGUACGUCGAUCAGCCUCAUGUGAUACGGAGCGCAUUAAAGAGGCGUCGCAAGUGCAUUUUCAAAAUACACCUGUUCCCGAUAAAGAUCCAGUCCCACAAAAUACUGACCAAGCGCCGACAAUCGAAGUGAACGUAAAAGAUACAGAAAAACAAGAAACUGUAGAAGUCGAUGUAGUAAAACCUAACAUUGAAAAGCAAAUUGAAGUUACAACUGACAAAAAAGAGGAAAGUUCCAGUUCGUCUUCAUCAUCAUCGUCAGAUUCUAGCAGUAGUGAUACUUCUUCUGAUAGCAGUACUGACUCUGGUAAAGAUAGUGACACUUCAAGUAAGUCUUCGCAAGAAUCAAAACCGCUUACCGAUGAAGAAAUUAUGAAAAUAGUUUUGGGAUGUCAUGAUGCUUUGGAGGAUUGUGCAAGUCGCUUCUCGCCACAUUAUAAAGCUAUUUACAGACUUGGACACUAUCACUUCUAUUAUAAGAAGGGUAAAAAUAUCGAGAGAUGUCGUGAUCUAAUGCUCUCUACAUUUACGUGUCGAUCUGGUAAAAAGCUAAGUGGCUUAUUCAGUGAGAGGAGAAACAAUAAUUUUUUUAACAACAUUUGGAAAAUACAAUUAGAUGAAGUAGAUAGGGCUGGAAGCUUCGCUUUUCAUAUGAAUCGUUCUGUUUUACUGACAAUGGAAAUACUGAAAGAAAUAGAUGAUCACAAAACUUUACUAGACUUAAGUAUUAAUUUACAAAAAAUACCUGAACCAGAUAAAAAGUACUUACGAGAUUCAGAUCGAGAAGAUCUCGCCCAGCAAGCUAUUUCAUUAUGUGUACAGUCAUUAAGAGGACAAGUGGUUAAAUUUAGCCAACAACCUGAUUUGAAAAGUAAUGAUGUGGAACGCGAAGCUCUUAAAAGUUUGAUGUUGGACAUUUAUCGUGCCUAUCAACGUGUCAUAAAACUACCAAAUUCAACAAACAAUUCCACUUCUACUAAACAAUUUUCAAACCUCUUGAUCGAUGCAUAUAAAUUAUUACGAACUACACCAGUUACCGAAAAUAUGAAUUUACUAGAUUUAGCUCUGAAAUACGGCCAUUCAUUAAAACAGCAAGCAACUGUUGCGAGUUUGGAGAAAAGUCAGAGCUUCCAGAAGAAACAGGGUAUUAAAUCCGCUGAAAACACAAAGAGUGCAACUAUUUCAACUCCACAGAUUAGAACGGAAACAAAAUCUCAGCCAACUACUGCUUCAACACCUACUACUGCAUUACCGAAAAUGUCGCAGCAUGAUAUCACUGCGGCGUUCCAAAAUUAUGUACCUUUUAUAAGUGAUUACCUAAGUGCUCUACAAAAUAUUUCUUCACUACAACCUCCUUUACCGAUACAAAAUUCGUUUCAAGCUGAAUUUUACAGACAAUUUCUGGGUCAGAGUCUCUCAUCAUAUAACUUGCAACUACCAAAGAAGCAAAAAAGGGGGCCCAAGCCGGGAUCGACAAGAUCGACAGUAUCAUCGCAAUUGAAACAUAAAUCGUUCACUGGGACAAUACCAACAACUAAAGCAACACCCACACCAGUUAUUACUAGUUUACAAAAGUCAGCCUCAGCUUCGCUAGCACCAAGUAUGGGAACUGUGCUACCAACCCUGCCUGCUUCGAUGACCGUAAAUUUACCAGCUUUUACUGGUCAUUCUUCUCUACUUACAUCUCAUGUUACCACGAGCAGCGUUCCUCAAGCACAUAUGUCUACUACUUCCGCAGUGAAUACAGCUAUUCAUACAAAACCCCCAUUGCCACACCAACAAGUUAGCCCUGGUAAAACGUUGCAAGAAAAAUUGGCUGAACGGCAGAAGAUCAAUCCUUCUGUCUCAAAAAAUUUAGCAGCUGAUGUGAGUGCCUCGAUCAGCCGAUUACCGUCGUCGCUAACGAUAACUAAGACAUCUAAGCAAGCUUUACCCAAUAAAAAACCAGAAGCGAAGAAAACGCUUACAUUUAGUGAACCUGAAAGACCUAAACCCAUUGCUUCAGAUGAAAUUAUAAUUUUAGAUGAUGAUUAAUUUAUGAUAUACAUCUAUAACCA